Punctularia strigosozonata HHB-11173 SS5 is the source of this 780-nucleotide messenger RNA. Its product is annotated as ClpP/crotonase. The transcript is spliced from 8 exons. Gene Ontology annotation, cellular component: peroxisomal matrix. NCBI's taxonomy places the organism in Eukaryota, Fungi, Basidiomycota, Agaricomycetes, Corticiales, Punctulariaceae. Bases 1 to 780 code for a protein of 259 amino acids. The record is from RefSeq and is a predicted model, not a curated record. Gene Ontology annotation, biological process: fatty acid beta-oxidation.
AUGAGCACCAUUCGCGUCGACGUCCAAGACCGUAUAGCGACGAUAACUCUGAACCGACCGGCGUCGCUCAACGCAAUCACUAGGGAUGACUACGACGCAUUCGCCGUGGCGCUCCGGGACAUUGACCAAAGGCAGGAUGUGCUCGUUACUGUCUGGCAAGGACGGUGGUUCUGCGCUGGGACAGACGUCAAAGUCGGUGGAGGGACGCCUGCAAGCUUGAGGGAUACUUUCUUGAGCAGAGUGUCACCCGUGAAUACUGAUGUCGGACGCGCUCUGUACACUCAUAGCAAAAUCUUGGUUGCCGCUGUGCAAGGUCCAGUAAUGGCUUUCCUUGGUCACUUCGAUUUCAUAUACUGCACGCCGCAGAUGUGGCUGUCGGUGCCUUUCGCGUUUCUGGGUCUUGUUACAGAGGGAGGAUCAAGCGCGAGCUUUAUCAACAGAAUGGGUGUUGCGCAAGCAAACGAGGUGCUUCUGUGGGGAAAGAAAAAGACCGCAGAAGAGCUGCUGGCCAGCGGCUUUGUCAACAAAAUCUUUCAGGAACAAGAUGUUGCCUCCUUCCACGCCGCUGUGCGGGCUCACCUUGCGUCAGAAUUAGCGGGGCUCGAUCCGACGGCGCUGUUAACGAUCAAGCAGCUCCUUCGACGAGCGCUGGAAGAUAAGAAUGAUCCGGACGCCGUCAAUCUUCGCGAGAGUUACGGACAAGCCGCACGCUUGGCAAGUGGAGUGCCCAGCGUUCGAUUCGCUCAAGUCGCCAAGAAGGAGAUCAGGCAUAAACUGUAA